Lolium rigidum is the source of this 505-nucleotide messenger RNA. RefSeq lists its product as uncharacterized. Lineage: Eukaryota; Viridiplantae; Streptophyta; Magnoliopsida; Poales; Poaceae. The record is from RefSeq and is a predicted model, not a curated record.
GCCACCUCCGGCGUCGUCUUCCUCUCGCGCCACAGCGCCGCCGGCAUCUUCCUAAACUUUCCCCAGCGCCAUCCCGCUCCCCGCCACCCUGUAUCCUCUCGGAUCUCGCCUGCAACGACGCAAAUGCUCGGAGGUCAAAGAUCGCAUUUUCACGAGCCGGCGACGAGCUGCUGGGAGAGGACGCGCUAGAUUUGCGUGCGCGAUUUGCUGCUGGAAAAGGGGGCGCUGGAUCUGCGUGCUCCGGCGACGAUUUGGCUGGGUUCGCCGAUCACCGUGAGAGAUGGCUGGGUUUGCGGAUCACCGUGAGAGAUGGCGGUCUGGAUUGCUCAUGCCACCGCCGGUGGCCACCGACGUCGGCCGCUCCCAAUCCUCCACGGACGGUUGCUACUCUUGCUCCACUCUCCCCGCCUCCGCCUCGAUUGACUUCGGGAUGUUUGAUAAGCACGGGUUCAUCUCCCCCAUUGGGGAAUCUGCGCCUGCUGCCACUGGGGAACCGUCCUCCUCG